CUCCUCGGAGCUGCCAUGGCGAAGAUCCGGGUGUCGUACGAGUAUUCCGAGGCCGAGGAUAAGAGCAUCCGUCUGGGCUUGUUCCUGAUCGCCUGCGGGAUCCUGAGCCUCUUCAUCCUCGGCUUCUGUUGGCUCAGCCCGACGCUGCAGAGUCUCCAGAGCAAACCGGCCAACUGCACGGUGGUGUCGGUGCUGCGUCCGGAGGAGAUGUUCGAGUGUGUGUUCACGUGCGGGGCCGACUGUAAAGGGACGUCGCUCUAUCCUUGUCUCCAGAUCUUCGUCAACAACUCGGAGUCGAACUCUGUGGCUCUGCUGCACUUUGACGAGCAGCAGCUGGUCCUCAACCCGAAGGUACGACAAACGUUUCAGGGUCAGAUGAACGAGCCAGGAAACAUGUGA
This is a messenger RNA of Paralichthys olivaceus (Japanese flounder), 399 nucleotides long. Lineage: Eukaryota; Metazoa; Chordata; Actinopteri; Pleuronectiformes; Paralichthyidae. The record is from RefSeq and is a predicted model, not a curated record.